Molecule: messenger RNA, 657 nt
Organism: Rangifer tarandus platyrhynchus (Svalbard reindeer)
Lineage: Eukaryota; Metazoa; Chordata; Mammalia; Artiodactyla; Cervidae
Source: the annotation of a GenBank genome assembly
AUGCAUCAACAAAAAAGACAGCCAGAGUUAGUGGAAGGAAAUCUUCCUGUCUUUGUGUUUCCCACAGAGCUAAUAUUUUAUGCAGAUGACCAGUCAACACAUAAGCAAGUGUUGACACUCUAUAAUCCCUAUGAGUUUGCCUUGAAGUUCAAAGUUUUGUGUACUACUCCAAAUAAGUAUGUUGUCGUUGACGCUGCAGGUGCAGUAAAGCCUCAAUGUUGUAUGGAUAUAGAAAUACAGAAAUGUGUAAUUCGUCAUAGAGACGUCCGAUCCUGUCACUAUGGUGUAAUAGACAAAUUCCUUCUCCAAGUUUCUGAGCAAAGCCAGAGGAAGGCUUUAGGAAGGAAAGAGGUUGUGGCUACUCUUCUCCCGUCCGCAAAAGAACAACAAAAGGAAGAGGAGGAAAAAAGAAUAAAAGAACAUUUAACUGAAAGUUUAUUUUUUGAGCAGUCGUUUCAACCAGAAAACAGAACUGCCUCCUCAGGACCUAGUUUACUGACUGUCUUCCUGGGAGCGGUGUGUGUUGCAGCUCUGAUGCUUCCCACGCUGGGGGAUGUGGAAUCGCUGGUGCCUCUCUACCUCCACUUAAGUGUGAAUCAAAAAUUAGUGGCUGCUUAUAUCUUAGGUCUUAUCACAAUGGCUAUAUUUAGAACAUGA